GGUUAUGAAAUUAGGCGUGCACAAUACGUGGGUGUAACAAUGGGAGGGGCUCAAUCUCUAUCAACAGACUCAAGCAAUGAAGAAGCAACUGUUCCCUCAAUUGAUGACCUGCCUCCUCAAUUCAACGAGAAAUAUGAACUGGAGUCUAAAAUUGGGCAUGGUGGGUUUGGAUCAGUUUAUAAAGUGAAGGAGAAGAAAACCAAGUUGAUAUUUGCUGCAAAGAUAUUUGAAAAUAAUGAAAACAACAGUCAAGAGAUUAUGCUGCAAGCUGGUAUUAAUGACAAGAACGUUGUUAAAAUUCACGAUGUAAUGUCUAAUGAAGAAAGUUUGAUAAUGAUUAUGGAAUACUGUGAGGGAGGGAAUCUCUUCGAUUGGAUUAAAAGGAACAGAAGACAUGAUAGCCUUAACGAAAAGGUUAUAUUAAGUAUGCUGUAUCAGAUCUGCAUAGCCGUUCACACUUGUCAUUGUAACAAAGUUAUACACCGUGACCUGAAACCAGAGAAUAUAUUACUAGACUCCAACAGACAAGUUAAGAUAGGUGAUUUUGGAGUUGCUAGGAAACUAAAUCGUUCAUCGAUUGCAAAAACUUUCUGUGGCACGCCUCCUUAUAUGGCACCGGAAUUAUUUCUCAGUUACCUUGGAAACACUGGUGGCAGCCAUAAUGCAUUAGGAUAUGAUAGUAAGUGUGAUGUAUGGUCCAUUGGCUGUGUGUUGUAUGACAUGUCAAAUGAUCAAUCAAGAUUUGUAUAUCAAUUGCAGUUUGCUUUGGGUCUAGAUGCUGCAAGGAGUCCUUCAAACAGCAUCAAUGAGAAAGAUAUCACGCAAUUAAUUGACACUGAUAUACCUAAAGACUAUACUGUUGUUAAGAAGCUACUGCAUAAGAUGUUGGUGAGAACUCCUCAAGAAAGAGCAACUUUAUCUGAUGUACUUCAUGAUACUGAUCUUAAGAAAUGUCUUGAAAACCCAACUGAUGGACACUGGAGUGACUUAUUAGUCAGUGAUCAUUAAUUAUUCAUUACUAUUCUAAUUAAUUUUUAUUAAUAACAAUUUACCAUAGUGCACGGAAGUAUGCGAGUUUAAUAG
Messenger RNA from Amphimedon queenslandica, 1083 nucleotides. Its product is annotated as myosin light chain kinase A-like. NCBI's taxonomy places the organism in Eukaryota, Metazoa, Porifera, Demospongiae, Haplosclerida, Niphatidae. The record is from RefSeq and is a predicted model, not a curated record. Gene Ontology annotation, cellular component: cytoplasm. Gene Ontology annotation, biological process: peptidyl-serine phosphorylation; regulation of autophagy. Bases 40 to 1008 code for a protein of 322 amino acids. Gene Ontology annotation, molecular function: protein serine/threonine kinase activity; ATP binding. The transcript is spliced from 10 exons.